CCUAAACCCUAGAUAAUAUAACGGAGUUGUCGAUGUUCAUGUAAUAAAGAAAAAAAAACCGCCACAGAAAAUGAUGAAGCAGAGCCCGUGCGAGACAAUGUUCUCGUUAGCCGCGGACCUUUCCAUUUCAUCGGAGAAGUCUCUCACCUCGUGGAGUGACGGGAGCCAAAGAGAGCCAAAGAUCAUGACCGUCGAUAAGCCAGGAGAGUAUACAGGCAUGUGCCGAUGGACGAUUGAGAGCUUCCCACGUGUUAAAGCUAAGGCACUGUGGAGCGAGUACUUCGAUGUAGGAGGCUACGAUUGUCGUCUCUUGGUUUACCCUAGAGGUGAUUCUCAAGCUCUUCCUGGUUACAUCAGCAUCUAUCUUCAGAUCAUGGACCCUCGUGGUACUACUUCUUCUCGUUAGGAUUGUUUCGCUAGCUACCGUCUCUCUAUCGUUAACCAUGUCGAUGAUUCUCUAACAAUCCAUAAGGACUCUUGGCAUAGAUUCUCUAGUAAGAAGAAAUCACAUGGAUGGUGUGAUUUCGCCUUAAACUCGAGUAUUUUGGAUCCUAAGAUGGGUUUUUUGUUUAACAAGGAUUCCUUGCUUAUCACGGCUGAUAUAUUAUUUCUGAAUGAGUCUGUCAGCUUUAGUUUUGAUAAUAACAAUGAGGAGAAUUUCAUAGCUGGACCAAUGCCUGAUGCGUUGAGUGGGGAGUUCACUUGGAAGGUACAGAAUUUUAGUUUGUUUAAGGAAAUGUUAAAGUCUCAGAAGAUAAUGAGCCCUGCUUUCCCAGCUGGGGAGUGUAACUUUAGGAUCAGUAUUUACCAGAGUGAGACUAAUUCACAAGAAUACAUAUCAAUGUGUCUCGAGAGUAAAGCUGCCGAGAAGGCUUUGGUAUCAGACAGAAGUAGUUGGUGUUUGUUUAGGAUGUCAGCUUUGAACCAGAAGACUGAGUGCACUCACAUGCAUAGAGAUUCUUAUGGGAGGUUUGCUGCUGAUAAUAAGAACGGGGACAAUACAAGUCUCGGCUGGAACGAUUACAUGAAGAUGUCUGAAUUUGUAAACCCGGAAGUAGGGUCUUUACUCGAUGACACGGCUGUCUUUAGAGCCUCAUUUCAUGUUAUCAAAGAGUUCAGUAGCUUUACUACGAAUGAGACUGGACACAUGGGAAAAUUCACUUGGAGAGUUGAGAAUUUCACAAGGUUUAAUGAUCUUCUUAAGAAGAGGGAGAUAACCGGUCUUUGCAUCAAAAGUAAGAGGUUUCAAAUUGGGAACCGAGAUUGUCGGCUUAUUGUUUAUCCCCGAGGGCAGUCCAAGCCACCAUCCCAUCUUUCAGUAUUUCUUGAAGUAACAGAUUCAAGAAGCUCAAGUGACUGGAGCUGUUUUAUUAGCCACAAGCUAUCAGUUGUGAACCAGAGGUUGGAGGAGAAGUCGGUGAUAAUGGAAUCUCAGAAUCGUUACUCGAAAGCUGAAAAGGAUUGGGGUUGGCGUGAAUCUGUGACACUUACUAGUUUGUUAGAUGAAGAAUCUGGAUUUCUUGUUCAAGACUCUAUUGUAUUCUCCGGUGAGGUUCUUUUGUUGAAAGAGACAUCUUUAACAAGAGAGUACGUGGAUGCUAAUUCAGUUUCACAGAAUGAGAAAAAAAUUUCAUUUACUUGGAAAGUGGAGAAUUUCUUAGCCUUCAAGGAAAUAAUGGAAACAAGAAAGAUUUUUAGCAAAUUCUUUAAGGCUGGUGGAUGUGACCUUCGAAUUAGUGUAUACGAGUGUGUUCAGACCAUAUGCAUAUAUUUAGAGAGUGAUCAGUCUGCAGCUGGUACAGAUGUUGAAAACAAUUUCUUGAUUAAGUUCAAGAUGGGUAUUCUGAACCAAAUGAAUCCGGAUAAAAGUGUGUGGAAGGAGUCAUCUAUACGUACCAAGACAUGGAAUUAUUCUGUCCUAAAGUUUAUGAAUAUGCCUGAUAUGUUAGAGCCUGAUUCCGGGUUUUUUGUGCGUGACGCUGUUGUUUUUGUGUGUGAAAUAUUGGAUUUUUCAGACCUAAAGGGGUUGGCUUCAGAUGGUGAUCAAGAUGCCUUAACCACCAGUCCUGAUGAAAGUGAGGAAGACACAUUCCGAGAUUUUCUUUCGAGAGCUGGAGUCCAUCUCACGUUUGGAGAGAAUUCUUCCCAACCACAAGUUACUCUCCUAGAAAAGCAUAUAAUGGAUGCGGAUGCCAUUGCUGGUUUACUUAAUGACUUGCGUGUUUAUCUUGAUGAUCCAACUAAAGUAAAACGUAUGCUUCUUCCGACUAAAACAUCAUGUAGUGAUAGAAGCAAGCUAACAAAGAGUGAUGAAUCUUCACUCAGCCUGAUGAGUUUGAUGAUGGGUGUUAAAGUUCUACAGCAUGCAAUUAUUGAUAUACUUCUAGAUAUAAUGGUUGAGUGUUGCAAUACUUCGGAGGAAGGGUCUCAUUGCGAUGGCUGCGUGGCUGCAACUUCGGAGACAAAGUAGUCAGAACAGUCAGAGGAACUAUUGGAACUAAUUGUUAAUUCACUAAAAACAGUUGAUGAUGCGGCUGUUCCACAAGGUUUUCCGGAAGAGAAAAGACCACCAGACUCUGCUCAAAAGAUUGCUCUUAUUUUAGAUAGAGCCCCCAAACAUUUGCAACAAGAUUUGGUUAGUCUGGUUCCCAAAUUAGUUGAGAACUCAUACCAUCCACUGGCUGUCUAUGCACUUAUUGAAUGGCUUCAAAAGCCUAAAGUCGAACCAGCACUGCGUGAACCAGUAUACAAUGCUCUUAGCCAGUUAGAAUGCGCCAGUGAAGUGUGUGAGUGCAUUCUACUUAAGUCAUAUGAGCUUCUAAGUAACUCAAAUGAGGAGUCUCUUGUGGCGACCAUUCCUUUCAUACUUAAAACUGCUUCCAAGUGCCAACAACUACCUGAAGCCGUAAGGUUAGUUAGUGAGCGACCUAAAAGUCUUGGUGCUGAUAUUGCCGAAAUGAUACUUAAGUACAAAAACUGUGACGACAGUCUACGCAACUUCUGAUUCAGGCCAUUUUCUUUGGGGUUUUGUUUUUGUAUUUCUAGAUUUGGAGUUUUGGUUUUAAGAUUUACAUAUUAUUCUAUUUUAUCAAUUUAUCACUAUGUUGAGAUAUGAAAUUUGUUGUCAGGAUUAUCAGGUUUUGUUAUGCCAUGUGCAAUUCAAAGGUUUAGCCAAAAUCUUGAGAAAUCUUCCAUUAUGUUUGGGAAGA
Molecule: messenger RNA, 3209 nt
Organism: Camelina sativa (false flax)
Lineage: Eukaryota; Viridiplantae; Streptophyta; Magnoliopsida; Brassicales; Brassicaceae
Molecular function (GO): protein binding
Source: RefSeq, a predicted model, not a curated record